CAAAAUGGAGACCGUACUAUUCAGUGGCUUCGCUGUUAGCUAGCUGUUUACAGUAAUGACAAUGUGGCAAAUAUGACAGAAAACGGGAUGUUUUAACGAUUACAGCAAGGGUUUUUAUCUAAUCCGACGUGCACAUUUGUCAGUUUUUGAUCACGAUGAAGCAAAGCUGUUUGUAAACACAGCAGAAUAUUUAAGAAGAGUCAAGCAGAAGAGAAAAUAGCCAAUGAUCAUCUUAAACUUGUGUUGAGAGGUCGAUAUGUCGUUGAGAGAGUUAAAAGUUUGUCUCCUGGGGGAUACUGGAGUUGGAAAGUCAAGUAUUGUUUGGAGGUUUGUGGAGGACAGUUUUGACCCAAACAUCAACCCAACAAUUGGGGCAUCCUUCAUGACCAAGACGGUACAGUACCAAAACGAGCUCCACAAGUUUCUGAUCUGGGACACGGCAGGACAGGAGCGGUUUCGUGCUCUGGCUCCGAUGUACUACAGAGGUUCUGCAGCUGCCAUCAUUGUAUAUGACAUCACAAAAGAGGAAUCCUUUCAGACACUGAAGAACUGGGUGAAAGAGCUUCGUCAACAUGGCCCACCUAAUAUCGUGGUCGCCAUUGCUGGUAACAAAUGUGACCUUUCAGACGCCAGGGAAGUGCCAGAAAAGGAUGCCAAGGACUAUGCUGACUCCAUCCAUGCCAUCUUUGUGGAAACUAGCGCCAAGAAUGCCAUUAACAUCAAUGAAGUGUUCAUAGAGAUAAGUAAACGCAUCCCUGUUGCAGAGACAGCAGGAAUGACCUCAGGGAAAGGAUUCAAAUUGGGACGACAGGCCUCGGAGUCUCGCAGGACGUGCUGCUGAUGAUGCUGGUGACUUUCCCCAAUGCGACCCGCGACCUGACCUUCACCCUCUCUCUGCGCUCCCUUCAGCUAAAAACCCGAACACACCCUCUCAAACACCCCACAGUCACUGACACACAGGCGCCACAGUGCAGUUUCUGAUGGCAGCAACAAACACAUUUUUAUGACAUUCAACAACAGCAAAUGAUCAUGUAUCAUCUUGAAAGUGCUGGCAGGACAAACACUUAAGGUUUACUGAGCAUUGACACAACGCUUGCAUUGAUACAUCCAUGCAUAAGUGAACAACCGUCAUAUUUUCAAUUCUCAGCUCCCUUCAAGUGAAUCAUAGCCAGAGCUUUACAGUCGCCAACUGAUGGGCACAAGUCAUUUAUAUGUUACAUUUAUAAAAAUUUACUAUUUUUCAACCAAAAAAAAACAAAAAACAAACAAACAUUGAAUGAAGUGAUUUCAUCUCACCUUUUCCAGAGGUUGUAAGUUAUUACCUUUUUCUUUUUUUGUGCUAGUAGGAAGGGGGGGGGGAUCUCAAUAUAUUAACUUCAUGAAGAAACCAUCUUUAAUGUUAUUUAUACAAGGUUUUGAAGAAGGAUGCUAAUUUUUAUCACAGUCACAAAAAUAGCAUUGUGAAUGUUUAAUUUAAAUCCUGUUUGUGUGUUUGCUGUUUGGAUCAAGACAAAAUACCAGAGUUGCUGUGAGGUAAACCACAAUCACACAGUAAAAAAUGCAGAAAUGAGAGAUGUGUGGGUGCCUACUUCCUCUAUACUGAGGGAAUGGUCCAGCAUUAUUCCCUGCCAUCUCCACACAGUACAUGUGUAGCUGGAGCCAGAAGAUGGUCCCUUAGAUUAACAAAGAAACAAGAGCUAAGAGUUAAGUAGCCUUAUGUUUGAUGGACUUAUUCAAGGAUGGUAAAGUUCUUCUCAUCCGACUCAGUGAAAGCCCUUAAAUUUCCUUUUAUUUUGAACUUUGUUAGUCUUCUAUCUUUGGCUUGAAGGAUAUUUUGAUUUCCACUUAUUCCUGCGAUUCGUAAGUAAUUGCUAUCAUUUAAUCUCUGUGAUCAGAAGGAUUUUACAGUCAACACUGCCCAAAGUUUACUCUGAGAUUUAAACUUAAUUAUUGUGUGAUAACACUCUCAGCACUCCUUGCAUCUGUUCCACAUUUCCCCUUACAAUCACUGAAGAUGAAUUACAAGGCUCCUGUGCAUAAUGUGCCCUCUGCUGCAGAGAAUCCUGCCAAUGUUAACUGUUCGCCAGUUAGCGGCCCCCCCGUCUUUAGUCGUUUGCUUUGCAACACUUAAACAAGGGAGGCUGAUUUUUGUGAGGGCUUGCCAAAUUCUUAAUUGUCCCAUAAACAUUUUUCAUCCUUCCUUUUUUCACAUAAUCAGCACCAGCUCUCACAUCUAGUGUCGUUUUACUACCUGGCCCUCGAUGAAAACGGUGAGAUCUGGAAACUAGGCCUCAUUCACAGGAAACUUGUAUUUUAGAGCUCACAUCUCACGUCAGCAGAAGUUUUAUAGGUGGAGAAUCAGACGUGGCGCUGUGUCGACAUGCUGACCUCUCACUGAACCUCAGUCUCUAUUCUGCUCUGAAUCACUGUAGCUGUUUUGUUCCAGAGUCAGCUUUCUGAUUUUACUUUUUCUUUCUUUUUUCUACUUUUUUGUGCCUCAUUCCCCAGAACUGCAGGUUCUGUUAAUUGCAGAGCCCUUAAAAUUCCUGGUUUUAAGUCUGAUACUCUUUUUGCAGUUUUAUCAUUUAGCUUCUGUGCAGGCAUAAUCGGACAUAAGUAGCAGUUUUAUGUCUGUAUCUCCUGUAGCCUUCAAAUCGCUUUCAAAUUUGGUUAAGAGUGGGGGGGGGGGGGGGGGGGGGGGGUAAAAUCUGUAAAAAAAAUGUUGCUUAAUAAGGCUGCAGUUUCUCAUUUAUAAACAUGCGUUAUGUACUUUAUUACAACAAAUUCCUUCUAAGCAUCUUAUGGCAGAUGAAUUGUGUUCAAAUCAGUACUGCCUCUUUUUUUUCUUUUCAGGAUUUUUCUCAAGUGCAAUAGCUUUUAUUCAAAAUAUGACUUAAUCCACAUGAUCUCAUCCCCUCAGCCUCCAUCAGAUGGUAAUCACAAGUCACAUCGAUCUCAUUUUAUGCCAGUUUGAUGACGGUUUUGCUCCGAUGUAGCUGAUUAAAUAAACAGUGCAAAGGAGCCUGCUGUGUCUCCCAAAAACCUGAGAAAAUAAACUUUUUACUCGUUGCUGUCUUUGAUUAAUUACCCAUCAUUAUAGCAGCUUUGUUGCCUUUAGUCUUUACCACAACUUCAGCAAAUGUUUUGAAAAGGGACAAUACUUUGGUACCUUGAAAGCUGCACUUUGUAUUAAUUAGCCUAUAAUGCUAACUUUGUGUCUGCAGGCUGUUAUUGUCUCUAUGGAAUAACUCAAAGAAUUAAUCCUGAAAAGCAUCUCGACUCCUUUACAUCCCCUGACCCUGUUUCUGGUUUUUGCUUGAUUCUGAUUGCUAUGAAGAUCGUGGUGCCAAAGCCAUUUUACCACACCACAUAUAAUUAACCCAUUUUUUAUUGCUGAAAAUGCUAAUAUCAUUUAAAGUGAUCACAUCAAAAGUUUAAUAAUUGUAAUACACGUGUUCCUUUUUUUUUUUUAAAGCAAAGCAUGACAUUAACAAUGUGCCAGUAGUUUUGCAUAGAAAAUAUAUCAAAAAUCUUGGGCUGGCCCUGGGAAUGUGAUUAAUCUAUAUAUGUAUAUUUUACAGUGUAGAUAUAUGCCAUGAGAUUGCACACAAGUUAUAGACUAUAGUCCCUUUUCCAUUUGUGUGAACGCAAUAUAUCUGUGCACCAUUUGGAGUAAAACUAUCAGCAUUGUAGUUGUCAUAUUUAGCUUUUUACUAUGUUUCAUACUGGUUGUAUCUAAAUGCCUGAAAACACUUGUUUGCAGUGUAAUUCCAAAUGUGUUUAAAAAAGGGAAUUGUCGUUUGUUUACUAAUAAAAUUGACCAAAA
This is a messenger RNA of Melanotaenia boesemani (Boeseman's rainbowfish), 3826 nucleotides long. RefSeq names its product RAB22A, member RAS oncogene family (gene rab22a). The transcript is spliced from 7 exons. Lineage: Eukaryota; Metazoa; Chordata; Actinopteri; Atheriniformes; Melanotaeniidae. The coding region runs from base 257 to 841 and encodes 194 amino acids. The record is from RefSeq and is a predicted model, not a curated record. Gene Ontology annotation, molecular function: GTPase activity; GTP binding.